UAGAUAUUUAGAAAUUUUGAUGAAAUGUAACGUCUAAAUUUUUCAAGUAAAAAAUAAAAAUGUCUUGUGUCAUUGCUCACAAAGAGAAGAAACGAAUAAGUUCAAUGCCUCCACCGUGUUAUCAUCGCAAACAAUUUUGUUGUAUAAGCAAUGACUGUUUAUUCUCAAAACCAAGACUUCCUAAAUAUUGUCAUUACCCACCUUCGUGCCCACCAUUGAUGUGUAGACCAAGACCAGAGCCGCCGCCAAAACCACCUACUAUAUGUAUCGCUGGACCUUGUCCACAACGAUUAUAUUCAAAAUCAUACUGUCGUCCGUCAGCACCAAAAAUAGUGCCACCAUCCUCCUGCGUUCAAUUUUGCAUCCAAUACACGAAUAAAGGAUCCAGUUACUACCCUUGCUACUGGUCUAAUUUACCAAAAUGUCUUAGCAUCUGUCAAGAAUGUUAGGAUCAUCUAACAGUACGCUUGAUAAUACAGAAUCGAGAAUAUAAA
This is a messenger RNA of Trachymyrmex septentrionalis, 494 nucleotides long. Its product is annotated as late cornified envelope-like proline-rich protein 1. NCBI's taxonomy places the organism in Eukaryota, Metazoa, Arthropoda, Insecta, Hymenoptera, Formicidae. The record is from RefSeq and is a predicted model, not a curated record. The coding region runs from base 60 to 449 and encodes 129 amino acids. The transcript is spliced from 2 exons.